Messenger RNA from Lolium rigidum, 591 nucleotides. RefSeq lists its product as uncharacterized. The record is from RefSeq and is a predicted model, not a curated record. Lineage: Eukaryota; Viridiplantae; Streptophyta; Magnoliopsida; Poales; Poaceae. The coding region runs from base 1 to 591 and encodes 196 amino acids. The transcript has a single exon.
AUGGCGGCGGCAGCGCUGCUGCUGCUGCUGUCGCUGGCGGCGGCAGCAGCCACAAGCAACACAUCGAACAACAUGGAGAAGGAGAGGAGCGAGGAGGAGACGCGCCGGAUCUUCCUGCACUGGACAGCGGAGCACGGCAAGACCUACGCCUCCGCCGCGGAGGAGGAGGACGGGUACGCCAUGUUCAAGCACCGCCUCCGCCUCAUCGACCGGCAGUGGCACGACAAGGGGUACUCCGCCUGGUCCUGGGACAGGGAGAGGAGCGAGGAGGUGACCCGGCGGAUCUUCGUGGAGUGGAAGGCCCUGCACGACAAGAUCUACAGCUCUAUCGCCCCCCACGAGGAGCACCGCUACGCCAUGUUCCAGGACGCCCUCCGCUCCGUCGACCGACAUAACGCCGGCUACGCCCUAGGGGUCCAUAGUAGCACCCAAGGCAUCAACCAGUUCAGUGACCUCACCAUGGAGGAGUACAGCGCUGUUUGCUGCGGGUUCUCGCUGGAGAGGCCGUCGCCGGCCGAAUUAGAGAGGGUGCGCGGGGUUCAGGAGCGGUUGCGGCUAGUAUAUGCCCCUCCAUCUCUUUGGUCUUAUUGA